AUUUAUAAAGAAGAACAUAUUUACUAUAAUUUAUUGCAAGACUCUGUUUUCCAGAGUUUGAGAGCAGAGGAAUUGAGAGGAAGAAUAAAGAUGAGAAAGGAAUGAAUAUGAAUGAAUUGCUCUACCCAAGCAAUAAGAACAACCAAACUUUAUAUAUAUAUAUACAUACAGUUAAAGAAUAUACACAGAAAAACAGACUCAAGUUGAGCUGGCAAAGCUAAACAACUAAUCAUAAGCAAGAAGUCAACUCAGAGCUAGGUGGUUCACAUGAUGCAAUCCCAUUAAAAUUUCAUUUCAGUCCACCCAUGGCCAAUGUACGGACGAAACAAGCACAAGAGCCACUACUGCAACCCAGAAGCUACUGGCGAUGGUCUAAGCGAGACUUCUUCCCGGAGCCUUCUUUCGAGAGCUUCUCAUCAUACAGAGCAGCCGUCUCCAACACCUGCUCUCGCCUAAAAGACCGCCUUCUUCACCGCACUACCGAAACCACUGAGCUUGUCCACCUCCGCAGAGAGAGUGGUCAUGACAUGAACCGUUGCCUUACGUGGUGGGACCUCAUCUGGCUCAGCUUCGGUGCCGUUGUUGGCACAUCCGUAUUCACUAUCACAGGCCAAGAAGCUCACGACCAUGCCGGACCCGCUAUUGUUCUUUCCUAUGCUAUCUCAGGCUUCUCUGCUAUGCUCUCUGUUUUCUGCUACACCGAAUUUGCAGUCGAAAUUCCCAUCGCUGGAGGCUCCUUCUCCUAUUUGAGGAUCGAGUUAGGGGACUUCAUAGCCUUCACUGCCGCCGGUAACCUUAUAUUGGAAGCCAUCAUCGGCACAGCCGCAGUGGGUCGGUCCUGGUCAUCUUACUUUGCCAGUUUGUUAACAAACGACACUGAUUAUCUUCGAAUUCGGGUCAAUUUUUUGCCUAAAGGAUUUGAUCUAUUGGACCCAGUUGCGUUUUUUGUUAUUGUUCUCACGAAUGCUAUAGCAAUAAGUGGGACGAAAAGGACCUCUGUCUUGAAUUGGAUCGGUUGUAUACUUAGUCUUAUGGUUAUUGUGUUCAUUAUAGUAAUGGGAAUUGUUUGUGGCGAUGUUUCGAAUCUGAAUCCAUAUUUCCCAAAUGGAGAGAAGGGUGUUUUUGAGGCUGCUGCUAUUGUAUACAUGUCAUAUGUAGGUUUUGAUAUGGUGGCCACAAUGGCAGAGGAAACUAAGCAACCCUCUAGAGAUAUCCCCAUUGGUUUGGUCGGUUCAAUGAGUAUGAUCACUGUAAUUUAUUGCCUAAUGGGUUUGUCAUUGACCAUGUUGCAGAAAUACACCGAAAUAGAUCGAAACGCAGCGUUUUCAAUAGCUUUUGGAAAGAUUGGGAUGAAUUGGGCCAAGUAUUUGGUGGGUAUAUGUGCCCUCAAGGGUAUGACUUCGAGUUUGCUUGUUAUGUCUCUCGGCCAAGCUCGUUACAUCACUCAAAUUGCAAGAGCUCAUAUGAUUCCACCUUGGUUUGCUCUUGUUCAUCCAAAAUCUGGUACCCCAAUUUAUGCCACUCUUUUAAUAACCAUUACUGGCUCAGUCAUAACAUUUUUUACGAGUUUGCAUGUUUUGUCAAGCGUUUUCUCGAUCAGUACGCUCUCUAUUUUUAUGCUUAUAGCUAUUGCAUUGCUAGUUAGGAGGUACUACAUUAGAGAAGUUACGGAAAAGGAAGAUUUGAUCAAAUUUAUUACUUUUUUAUCUCUUGUGAUUGGUUCUUCUAUUGGGUUUACUAUACUUUGGAACAUGAAUAGGCGAGGGUGGAUUGAGUAUUCUGUGGCUGCCUUGAUUUGGUCCGUGGGGAAUUUGGGGAUGACACUGCUUCCAAAGCAAAGAGUUCCGAAGGUUUGGGGAGUUCCUAUGGUUCCAUGGCUGCCAUCUCUGUCUAUUGUGGUUAAUCUUUUUCUUAUUGGGUCUUUGGGAAUGGUGGCCUUCUUCAGGUUCUUCGUCUGCACUGCGCUGAUGCUUCUUUACUAUUUCUUUGUUGGUCUCCAUGCAACCUAUGAUGUGGCUUGUUCCAUUAACUCAUGUGAAUAAAUUUAAAAUUUUAAGAUCUUUCAUUGUUUGUUAACACAUUCACAUUUGUAUUACCUCAUUUGAAAUGAUAAUGUCAUGUGUUCACCCUAAAAUAUAUAAAAAAAAUUAAAAGA
This is a messenger RNA of Cannabis sativa, 2155 nucleotides long. Its product is annotated as cationic amino acid transporter 8, vacuolar-like. Lineage: Eukaryota; Viridiplantae; Streptophyta; Magnoliopsida; Rosales; Cannabaceae. Gene Ontology annotation, biological process: amino acid transport; transmembrane transport. The coding region runs from base 306 to 2042 and encodes 578 amino acids. Gene Ontology annotation, molecular function: amino acid transmembrane transporter activity. Gene Ontology annotation, cellular component: plasma membrane. The record is from RefSeq and is a predicted model, not a curated record. The transcript has a single exon.